Messenger RNA from Lingula anatina, 2757 nucleotides. Its product is annotated as serine/threonine-protein kinase 4. Gene Ontology annotation, cellular component: cytoplasm. The record is from RefSeq and is a predicted model, not a curated record. Gene Ontology annotation, molecular function: protein serine/threonine kinase activity; ATP binding. Gene Ontology annotation, biological process: protein phosphorylation; protein tetramerization; signal transduction. Lineage: Eukaryota; Metazoa; Brachiopoda; Lingulata; Lingulida; Lingulidae.
ACCACAAAACGAGAUUUGAGAUGCCAAAAGUGCACUUCCGGAAUUUCGGGACUGGAGCCAAAGAAUGGGAUUUUUGAUAAAUUUUGGGCUAAGUUGUUUAUGUAGGAAGUGAUGUGAGCGUCCAGGGUUAAAACAGAGACUUAAGCAGACAACACAAUGUCGAACAAAAGCACUUUAACCAAGCUGAGUGAUGAGAGUCUGGCCAGGCAGCCAGAUGAAGUGUUUGAUAUUAUAUGUAAAAUUGGACGAGGCUCCUAUGGCAGUGUGUACAAAGCUCUUCACAAAGAAUCGGGUCAAGUUCUGGCCAUCAAGCAGGUGCCCGUGGACACUGACCUCCAGGAGAUUAUCAAGGAGAUCUCUAUUAUGCAGCAGUGCGACAGCAGAUACAUUGUCAAGUAUUAUGGAAGUUACUUCAAAAAUACAGAUUUAUGGAUUGUUAUGGAGUAUUGUGGUGCUGGCUCAGUUUCAGACAUAAUGCGACUCAGGAACAAAACAUUAACAGAAGACGAGAUAAGUUUUAUAUUGUGCCAUGCCUUGAAAGGCUUAGAAUACCUCCACCAGCGGCGGAAAAUCCACAGAGAUAUCAAAGCGGGGAAUAUAUUACUGAAUACAGAAGGGCACGCUAAGCUGGCUGAUUUUGGUGUGGCAGGACAGUUAACAGACACAAUGGCAAAGCGCAAUACAGUAAUUGGGACUCCAUACUGGAUGGCCCCAGAAGUGAUACAGGAAAUAGGCUACGAUUGUGUGGCUGAUAUUUGGAGUUUAGGGAUCACUGCUUUAGAAAUGGCAGAAGGGAAACCCCCAUAUGGUGAUAUUCAUCCAAUGAGAGCCAUAUUUAUGAUCCCUACAAAGCCCCCGCCGUCCUUUAGGAACCCAGACAAAUGGUCGCAAGAGUUCAUUGACUUUGUGUCCCAGUGCUUGGUGAAAAGCCCUGAGGAGAGGGCCACCGCAGUGCAAUUACUACAGCAUGAGUUCAUAACCAGAACCAAAGGGUCUUCCAUUCUGAUGAAGAUGAUUCAGGAGGCUAAGGAGAUCCAGGAAGCCAAGGCAAUGAUGAAUGAAAAUGAUAUUGAUAAUGACUCAGAUGAAGAAGAGGAAGAGGGAAGUGGAACCAUGGUACAGAGAGACAGCCCCUCUGGUACCCUGAUUGCUAAAGAUUCAGAUACAGGACAUGACACAGACCCCAACAUGAAGGCAAAGUACCGUCCAGCCUUUCUUGACCACUUUGAGAAAAAAGAAGCGGAGUCCAAAGUGACCAGUAAUGGCACUCCGCAGAACGUGACCCCUCCCAUGCCAGGAGGGUCGUUUCAGAGGUCAUUUGUGGACGGCGACUUUGAGUUUCUAUCAAACCUCACAUUUGAUGAACUACAGAAGCGCUGGGAAACGCUAGACCCAGAGAUGGAGCGUGAGAUUGAAGAGCUUCGGAAACGCUAUCAGGCAAAGAGACAGCCCAUUUUAGAUGCAAUAGAUGCCAAAAAGAGAAGGCAAAGGGACUUUUGAUAUCUUUUUUUAAAUAUAUUUAUAUAUAUACACAUGUUCCGGAUAACUGUAACUCACCUUGAGUUUGGUUAUCAUUGUAUUAUAGCUGCAAUAGAAGGGAAAGAGACACACCAGUUUGACUUGUGACACAAUUUGAAAUUUCACCGUCUUCGCUGGAGGCUUGGUUUUGUGACAGAUUGUUGCCCAUUGAUAGUUUGAUUUGGCACAGUUUAUAAUUCACUUGACAGAAAAAAACAACACAGCAAUUGACUUUUGGUAUAAUUUUUACUGUUAGGAAGGUCAUAACCUUGACCUUAAAGGUCAUGACCUUGACCAGAGGAGUCAUGACCUUGACCUGAAGCUUGACCUUCAGUGUUAUUCGGCUGCCAAGUGACAUAUAUUUCAGCAGAAAUUAUUGAGGAUGCUGUGGAUAACACAGUUAAACUGAAGGAACAUUUUUGAUGUGAUUUUAUAAAUUAAAAAGUAUGAUGCCUCUGGUCAAAGCUGGGCCACAGUGAUGCACAAUUAUGGAUUCAUUUAUUUACUAUUUUGGAUACCAUAGCCAUCAUAAAGAUAAAUUGAAGAGGAUAUGACCUUUACAGGAAGGUCAUGACCUUGAGGAUAUGACCUUGAAAGGUUAUGACCCUUACCAGGGGUUUACUCAUCUACAGAUAAAACUGAAUGGAAACAAAGAAGGCACAACAACUCUUAGCUUGCUUUUAUACAUUUGAGUGAUCUGUGAGGAUUGAUCUCUGAUUUUAUAUGUCUGUAGCAAUCAACAAGUGAUUACAUUUACCCAUGUUUUAUUUGUCACAAUAACAUCGAUGAUAUACUUGACUAGAUCUAUUAGUUGUAGAGAUUUAAGUUUUCUGGGUCUGGAAAUAUGGAUAAAUUGGGUGUUGUAAAUAUGCACCCCAGACCCGCCACCUGUCAACUUUUUGGUUCCACUUUCAUCUGUUUUGUUAUUGGCUACAAUUGAAAACAGUAUGUCAGUUGGUCCUAGUGUCCUCUCCUGAGCUGUGUCACAACCUCUUUUUGUCAUCAUGAAGAGUGAUUUUUAAGUAAAUAUACCAUUGAUGUGUGUGUGUAAAACAUUUAUUAAUUUUUUUUCCAUCAACUGUUAGUGCCAGCAUCAUGAGACUGACUCUCUUGCUCAGUAAUUUGAUUUAAAAACAGCAAUUUCCAGUAUUUCUGAGAAAAGUGAUGACUGCUGUUUAUCUUCGAUCUCAUGACCUUUGACCUGGACUGACCUUUUUCCAUAACCCACCUUUGGCCUAA